UCAUUUCUCAGCUUGGUGGCAAGUAUAAAAUCAAAUGGGUCCCGACUCGAAGGUGGCCAACACUGAUAGAUGCUCAGAUAUUGGUGGGAUUCUGGGAAUGGUUGACAGCAAGGUCCUGGACUUCCCUCUGACCAGGUGAGUAAACCAAGGCCCCGAGGAGUGAAGCGAGCUUCCUCACACGUCUUUGGCAGUGGCCCCAGUCCUCCAAGUCCAAUUCCUCCGCCUGGGACGCCUCUUGAGGACCACUAAUUUAAAGGCGCAUCCCAGGAGAAUGGAUACCAGCCUGUCCUCCGUUAGGGUCUCUGGUGUUCGGUUUUCCCCAGGUGAGACCAAUAGAGACGUGCUCACGUAUACAGAUCUUCUCCAAGAAGCAGGGGAGUUUGGGACAUUUCAGAGGAGGCUGGUGGCCCUCACCUUUCUCCCCAAUACACUGAGUGCUUAUUUUAUGUUUGUUCGAGUAUUUGUGCUUAGGCAAGUGCCUCAUUACUGCAACACCAGUUGGCUUUUGGCCAUCCGACCCAACUUGACCAUUUCGGAGCUGUUCACUCUGACCCUACCCAAGAAGGCCGACGGGUCCUUUGAACAAUGUCUAAUGUACUCGCCUGUCCAGUGGGACUUUGACUCUAUCGUCAAGUAUGGCCUGAACGAGACCCAGCCCUGCCAAAAUGGCUGGAUUUACAUUAACAAGCAGGAGCUGACCACAGUGAAUGAGUUUAACCUGGUCUGUGACAAAGCCUCAGAACGCUUCAUCUCGAUGAGUUCUUUUGUGAUUGGCCUUUUGUUUGGAUCCUUGAUCACUGGGACCUUGUGUGACAGGAUUGGUCGCUAUAAAACCAUUCUGAUCAUGCUGAUGCUCUUCGCUGUGUUUGGGUUUGGUACAGCCUUUGUGCCCAACUUUACAGUCUACAAGAUCUUCCAGUUUGCCAUUGGGGUUGCCAUUUCAGGCUAUGCAAUAAGCAGUGUCUGUUUAGUUACAGAAUGGUUGGUCCUCUCCCGAAGAGCUCCAGCAAUCAUCUUGGCUCACUCCUUUUAUGCCUUUGGUCUUGUGAUGGUUUCUUUCCUGGGUUACUUCAUCCCUCAUUGGAGACUGCUAUACCUGGUUGGUGGUUUCCCAGUGAUCUUCCUGAUCUCCUAUAUCUGGAUUCUCCCCGAGUCCCCAAGGUGGCUGAUGAUGAGAGGAAGAAAAGAAAAGGCAAAGUUUGUCUUGCGCAUGGCAGCCUUGGUCAAUAAGAGAACCAUACCCUACAACCUCCUAAAGGAGCUGUCCUGUGAGGAGGUCCCCUACGGAACAGUCCUGAGCAUCCUGCAAAACCGCAAACUACGCAAGAUGACCAUGGUCCUGGUCUACGUGUGGUUCUCCAUCAGCUGCUGCUACUUUUCCCUGAGUAGCUACAUGAAGAAGGUGAAAAUGAACCCCUACGGCUCCCACAUAGCUUUCCCAAUGGCGGAGGUGCCCUCCCGGUUCUUGUGCGUUGUCCUCGUGGAGAAGCUGGGGAGGAAAACGACCCUGAGCAUCACCCUCUACGUGGUGGGCUUCGCGUGCUUGACUAGUGCCUUCAUUUCCAAAGAUCUGUUCUCCAUCGAUGUAACUCUGAUCCUGAUGGGUAAUAUUGGAAUGGCUGCUGCUAUCACUGUCUCCUUUAUCUAUUCAGUGGAGCUCUAUCCCUCUACCCUCAGGCCGAUCGGCUUAGGGCUAGUUUCUCUGGGUGCUAGUAUUGGGAUCAUUAUGACCCCGCUGAUUGUGGGCCUGGAUGAGAGUCAACCAAAGGCGCUCAUGACCUUCUGUGGAUUAGUGACUACCAUAGGAGGAUUCCUCUGCUUCCAACUUCCUGAAACAUAGGACGAUUGGGAGGGAUUCCUUCCUGAUGAGAAAGCCCACAGGUGACUGGUAAGAACUGGAAGAGUGAUGGAAACCUCAGCAAGGAUAAGAAUUCAAGCAAAGAAAAGGAGGGUCCUUGGAAGCUGGCAACAAGACUUGAAACUUGGCAGGGAGGCAGAAAAGAUGAGAUCAACAAGAGGUCAUGCCUAAAGUAACUGUCUAGCCAAGCUUCCCAGAGCCUCGACAAGGCCUUCUGGGGGCUGGAGGACAAGUGGCCCAUGCUGGGAUGCCAGGGACCCCCCUAGCGCUGGCCUGACCCAAGCUGGCCUCUGAAUUUCUCUUCUAUAGCGGGAUACACCUAUUCUGUAAAGUGGCUCCUAAAAUGAGGCGUCAUGAGAUGAAUCACUCUAAUAAAGGCUCCAACCAUUCAGAAAACAA
Messenger RNA from Monodelphis domestica (gray short-tailed opossum), 2257 nucleotides. RefSeq names its product solute carrier family 22 member 14. Gene Ontology annotation, biological process: transmembrane transport. Gene Ontology annotation, cellular component: membrane. Gene Ontology annotation, molecular function: transmembrane transporter activity. The record is from RefSeq and is a predicted model, not a curated record. NCBI's taxonomy places the organism in Eukaryota, Metazoa, Chordata, Mammalia, Didelphimorphia, Didelphidae.